AUGACGUACGUGUCUGGGGGUCAAGUGAUCGAGAAGCGGUCCUGGCUGCGGCUGUCCAUCAUCCCGGACAUCUUUUGGGGCAUCAUUGGCAUCUUCCAGCUCUUGAAGUGCCAAAGUCGAAUCGUCGUUCGGCUGCGCGUCGAGGUGGCGGUGGCGGCGGACCUGGCGGAGGAGGUGGCCCAGGUGGCCCGCGUCGUCCCAUCGGUCGCCUGCAACCGGCGACUUGUGUCCCAGGUAAUUCCCCACCACUAA
This is a messenger RNA of Aphanomyces astaci, 252 nucleotides long. RefSeq lists its product as hypothetical. The transcript is spliced from 2 exons. Lineage: Eukaryota; Oomycota; Saprolegniomycetes; Saprolegniales; Verrucalvaceae. The record is from RefSeq and is a predicted model, not a curated record. Bases 1 to 252 code for a protein of 83 amino acids.